Molecule: messenger RNA, 2758 nt
Organism: Otolemur garnettii (small-eared galago)
Lineage: Eukaryota; Metazoa; Chordata; Mammalia; Primates; Galagidae
Product: plasminogen
Exons: 20
Coding region: 62-2518 (818 amino acids)
Biological process (GO): proteolysis
Cellular component (GO): extrinsic component of plasma membrane
Molecular function (GO): serine-type endopeptidase activity; signaling receptor binding
Source: RefSeq, a predicted model, not a curated record
AAUCAGUACCACCCUGGGAUUGAGACACACUGUCUUCUGGUCACUGCUGGCCAGUCCCAACAUGGAGGGUACGGAGCUGGUUCUUCUGCUUCUUUUAUUUCUGAAAUCAGGUCAAGGACAUCCCCUGGAUGACUAUGUGAACACCCAGGGGGCGUCUCUGUUCAGUGUCACCAAGAAGCAGCUCAGGACAGGAAACACAGAGGAAUGUGCAGCCAAAUGUGAGGAGGAGAAAGAAUUCACGUGCAGGUCAUUCCAAUAUCACAGCAAAGAGCAACAAUGUGUGGUAAUGGCUGAAAACAGCAAGUCAUCUACAGUCAUUAGGAUGAGAGACGUUGUGUUAUUUGAAAAGAAAGUGUAUCUUUCAGAGUGCAAGACGGGGAAUGGAAGGAACUACAGAGGGACAGCGUCCAAAACGAGGAAGGGCGUUCCCUGUCAGAAAUGGAGCUCCAGUUUUCCCCACCGACCUAAGUAUUCCCCUGAUGCAUACCCCUCGGAGGGACUGGAGGAGAACUACUGCAGGAACCCAGACAAUGAUGACCGGGGGCCCUGGUGCUACACCACAGACCCAGAACAGAGAUUCGACUACUGUGACAUUCCUGAGUGUGAAGGACAAGGAGGAACAGAUAAAGAUGAAUGUAUGCACUGCAGCGGAGAAAAUUAUCAGGGCAAGAUUUCCAAGACCAUGUCUGGACUGGAAUGCCAGGCCUGGGACUCUCAGAGCCCACAUGCUCAUGGGUACAUUCCUUCCAAAUUUCCAAACAAGAACUUGAAGAUGAAUUACUGUCGGAACCCUGACGGUGAGCCCCGCCCAUGGUGUUUCACCACCAGUCCCAACAAGCGCUGGGAGCUCUGUGACAUCCCCCGCUGCACAACACCCCCACCGUCUUCUGGCCCAACUUACCAGUGUCUGAAGGGGAGAGGCGAAAACUACCGUGGAAAGGUGGCGGUUACUGUGUCUGGGCACACGUGUCAGCGCUGGAGUGAGCAGACCCCUCACAAACACAACCGGACACCCGAAAACUUCCCCUGCAAAGGCUUGGAUGAAAAUUACUGUCGUAACCCAGAUGGAGAAACAAGCCCAUGGUGCUACACAACCAACAGUGCGGUGAGGUGGGAGUACUGUGCUGUGCCGUCCUGUGAGGCCUCUCAGACGUCUGUGGAACACGUGGACACUUCAGCACCACCUGAGGAAACCCCUGUUGUCCAGGACUGUUACCAGGGCAAUGGACAGAGUUACCGGGGCACCUCAUCCACCACCAUCACAGGAAGGAAAUGUCAAUCUUGGUUGUCUAUGACGCCACAUAGGCAUGAAAAGACCCCACAAAACUACCCAAAUGCUCGGUUGGAAAUGAACUACUGCAGGAAUCCAGAUGGCGACAAAAGCCCCUGGUGCUACACCACUGACCCAAGCGUGCGGUGGGAAUACUGCAACCUGCGGAAAUGCCUGGACACACAAAGCAGCGUGGUGGCCACACCUCCAACCACAGCCCAGGGUCCCAGCCAUGAGGCUCCUUCUGAACAGGACUGUAUGUUUGGGAACGGCAAAAGCUACCGAGGCAAGAAGGCAACCACUGUCACUGGGACCCCGUGCCAGGGCUGGGCUGCCCAGGAGCCCCAUAGUCACACAAUUUUCACUCCAGAGACAAACCCACGGGCAGGUCUGGAAGAAAACUACUGCCGGAAUCCUGAUGGCGAUGUCAACGGUCCCUGGUGCUACACCAUGAAUCCAAGAAAACUUUUUGACUACUGUGAUAUCCCUCAGUGUGUGUCCUCGUCAUUCGACUGUGGGAAGCCUCAAGUGGAGCCGAAGAAAUGUCCCGGCAGGGUGGUGGGCGGCUGUGUGGCCCACCCGCACUCCUGGCCCUGGCAGAUCAGCCUCAGGACCAGAUUUGGAAAGCACUUCUGCGGAGGCACUUUAAUAUCCCGCGAGUGGGUGCUGACUGCUGCCCACUGCUUGGAGAAGUCCUCGAGGCCUUCGUCAUACAAGGUUAUCCUGGGGGCACACCAGGAAGUGAAUCUGGAAUCGCACAUUCAGGAAAUAGAAGCAUCGAAGCUGUUCCUGGAGCCCUCCCGAGCGGACAUCGCCUUGGUGAAGCUGAGCAGUCCUGCAGUCAUCACAGACAAAGUAAUCCCAGCUUGUCUGCCAACCCCAAAUUAUGUGGUUGCUGAUCGGACAGUAUGUUACAUCACUGGCUGGGGAGAAACCCAAGGUACCUUUGGGGCCGGCCUGCUCAAGGAAGCACAGCUCCCUGUGAUUGAAAAUAAGGUGUGCAACCGCUACGAGUAUCUGAAUGGACGGGUCAAAUCCACGGAGCUCUGCGCCGGGCAUCUGGCAGGGGGCACUGACAGCUGCCAGGGUGACAGUGGAGGGCCUUUGGUUUGCUUUGAGAAGGACAAAUACAUUUUACAAGGAGUCACUUCUUGGGGGCUGGGCUGUGCACGCCCCAAUAAGCCUGGUGUCUAUGUUCGUGUCUCAAGGUUUGUUACUUGGAUUGAAAACGUCAUGAGAAAUAAUUAAUUGGAUGGAGGAUGGAGUGAAACAUCAACUUACCUAGAAGCUGGGAUGUGGGUAGGGAACUUAAUUAACAGUAAUCCCACAGCGACAGUGUCCCCAGCUAACAUCGACUGCCAAACCUCAGCAUUUUUUGUAUUGUUCUGUAUAAAUGUUUCCUGUCCCCGGACUGCUGGGCCCUGGAAUUAUAAGACAAUGUAGCUCUAACAUUUGUUAAAAAUAAACUCGGUACUUACUUUGAGUUAA